CGCUCGGCCCUUUUGCAAAGGUGCGCUGUUACGUUACUGAGCAAACGUGUUCACAAAACGCUGAUAGCAACAUUAUGACUCUUAUCAAACGCAUUCAGCUCGAUGUACUUUUAACCUUCACUGGCAGUUUUGGAUGCUAAAUAUUUUCUUUUCUUUUUUUUUGAUUUUGUUGUACUUCGGUCGUGUGAAGUGCUUCGAACAGGGACAGUAAGGUGUCGUGAGCGAAGCAACUGGCGACCUGGAAGAAGGGGAAGGAUUUUCCUUGAACCGGUUCUCAGGCGGUUGUGUUGGAGUACGACAGCUGCCAUGUACAGUUACUAGACAUUUUACGUUUUCUUUGACAGAAAGGAGAAAGUGAGCUUAUGCUACCCUUCGUCCUCCUCGCUGGAUAUCUAUGGAGAGGGUGUCCCGUUUGCUCUCACGCAGCUCUUGGAGUUACUUGCGGCUGAGACUACGCCGUGAAUGUUGAAUUCACCGACCUGGAUAGUAGAAAACGACUCACUUAACCUCAUUUGAAUGCCUUUGCAAGGAGUUUGCUGGUUUCUGUGCUGCAGGCAGGGCUUCAGUUUGCUCGGACGGGACUAUGGGGAGAAAGAGGAGGAAGAGUCUUUCGAAUUGCGCAACAAGGAGGACUUGACUCCCAAUGGACGGAGUCCAGCUGAAGUGACUGUUUCUCAACCUACUCGCACAGCCAAUGGAACAAAUGGCCACACUGUCGCCGAGGUGACUGAAGAGAUGAAGAGCCUGAUCAUCGAGAAGAAUAAGAUGGGCACGGAGGAAGAGUCCGAACAGCUCGUCAAAGGGUGGCUGCUGCGGGAGGUGCGGGGAAACUGGAUUAAGCAGCGUCGAUACUGGUUUGUGCUGAGCCAGGACUCCCUCGACUACUACAGUGGGCCAGAGAAAGGAGCCCGCAGACUGGGCACGCUGGUCCUCACCAAACUCUGCUCUGUCAUCUGGCCUGACAAGCAGACCUACAAGGAAACAGGCUACUGGAGCAUCACAGUAUAUGGGCGGAAGCACUGCUACAGGCUGUACACCAAGCACUUCAACGAGGCUGUGCACUGGGCAUGUGCCAUCCAGAAAAUCAUUGACACCAAAGCACCCGUGGAAACGCCAACACAGCUCCUGAUCCGAGACAUCGAGGAGAAUAAGUUCAACCCUGAGGUGGUGGAGCACAUCUACCAGCACAAUCCCAUCCUGAAGUACACCCAGGGACCCCUGUAUGCCCCUCUGCUUCCCUUCCCCUAUGGCAGCCUGGAGCACACAUACCACAGUGGGAAAGGCUACGGCUCAGUGCGCGAAGAGGCCGUGAAGCUCUUUAACUGCUUGCAGCAGCUGGAGUCGGCACGGGAGCCGGUUCCCAUUAUCCAGGGUGUGCUGCAGACCUGCCUGGACCUGCGGCCCCUCCGCGACGAGGUCUACUGCCAGCUGGUGAAGCAGACGAGCUACACGCCUGCCCCGUACACUGCCGCACACCUCCGCUAUUGGCAGCUUCUCACGUGCAUGAGCUGCACCUUCCUGCCUGGGCCCACUGUGCUCAAGUACCUGCGAUUCCACCUUAAGAGGAUUCAGAGCCAAAGUCCUGAGUCUGAGAUGGAUAACUAUGCGUCAUUCAUCAGCGAGGCUCUGGAGAAGACCAAGUGUCGGGAGUGUGUGCCAUCCUGGGAGGAGAUCCAGAUGCUGAUGAGUAGACAGGAGAUGCUGUGCACUGUGCACUAUCCUGGCCCUGGAUCCUGCCAGCUCUACAUCAGCUCACACACUACUGCCAAUGAGGUGGUUCGAAGGAUGCAGGAGAAGCUCGGCCUGCAGGAGAGCAAAAACACGUUUGCACUGUACGAGCAGAAUGCACUGUGGGAGCAGCCGGUUGCAGGCAGCGCUCUGAUUGCAGACAUCCUGACCAGCUUCUCCACCAAAGAGUCAGAGUCUAAAUCCCAAUGGAAACUGUGUUUCAAGCUCUACUGCCUAUUGGACGCUGACAGCAUAUCAGUGGACAGCAUUGAGUAUCUCUUCCUCUUUGAGCAGUGCCAUGAGAUGGUUGUGCGUGGCCAGCUGCCAGCCAGCGAAGAGGACCUGCAGGCCUUAGCUGCUCUGAGGCUUCAGUGUCUGAUGGGUGACUUCAGCACCCAUGCCCCCUGCCCGCCUCUGGACGAGCUUUUCCCAGGUGACCUGCUUGAAGCUCGGGUCCUCAUGUCCCUCUCUGCCCCGCAAGCCCUGUCUCCUUGUCUAGUGGCGGCUCAGGGCUGCCCCACGACACAGCGCUUCCCCACAGGCCUCCUGGCGGGGACGCUGUGGAGCCACACCGCUACUGCAGCACACAAGCAAAAGGUGGAGCAGGACAUGCGUCUGCGGAGCCGCCUGAAGGAGGAGGCGGCGGCUGUCAUGGGAUCCAUUUUGGAGCGUUGGAAAGGUCUGGCCGGCUACAGCUGCAGGGACAGUAUGGCCGCCUACCUCACAAUUGCACGCCAGUGGUCAGGCUUUGGAUGUACUCUUUAUGAAGUGGACUUUUAUAUUAGUUCAACAGGGAGUUUUUCCCAGAAGCUGUGGCUGGGUGUAGCUGCUACAUCGGUGUCUCUGUACCGGCAGGGAGAAGCAGAGGCCUUGGAGUCCUUUCCUUAUGGCCAGAUCUGCUCCUACGGUGUAUCUGACAGCAACACCUUCAAGAUCACAGCUGGGGAUCGGGAUCUGCUAUUUGAAACCACCAAGCUGACUGAGAUCAUGCAGCUGAUGAAUGCAUAUUUCAGUGCCAUCCGUCGCCAGCGAGGGAAGGGGGAAGAUGCGGACAUCACCAUACCAGAAAGCACAGAGGUGGGCUUCCAUCACCUGGCCUCAACACCAACACCUACCCUCUUGGAGCUGCCCUCACACACUGUUUGAGAGGGACCCAUACCCAGACACCCCCAACCCCCACCGUCCUCCUCCACGUGGCCCCUAUGAGGCCCAGCCCCAGUCCUCAGGACCCCGUGCCUCCUCCGCUGGGAAUGGCACGGCAGCCAAAACAAAGAGAAGGCUGUUUUCACUCCCCAUCCGUGAAAAUAAACCCUUGCUGAGCUUUCCAGCUGAAGGAGCUGGUCGGUGGAGGAGGGAGGGAGGGUGUAGGAACGGGAAAGGACGGGAAGGCAAGGGGUUCUGUUUUGCAAGUGAGGCCAGAAACCCACAGAAACCAAUGCGGUUGCUGAUGAGGUGUCAACCUCCCUCCCCCCCAGUCCUGUCACGCAACCACCUCUGUUACCCUACAUGGCAACACCCCCUGCCCCACCCCACCCCACUCUCACCUCACCCCAGCCCUUCCCCUCGACAAUGUGAGACGUUGGCGUGAGCCUUGCUACAUCAGGGAGAGAUAGUAUCACAAGAGUUAAGACUUGUGGCAACAAUAAGCUGUGGUACUCCCCUCAUGAAGGUAUGGCUUAGAGUGAAAACACUACUCUCUUCUUUCUCUCUCUCUCUCUGUCUCUCUCUCUCUCUCUCUCUCUCGAAGUGUGCCAUAUUUGUAUUACCUUUCCUAGAAGGCAGUCGUCCCUCAUGCACUGCUGGAAUAGUGUUGAGAACAUUCAGUGACAAACCCUGCCCUGUCUUUGACUCGCCCUUUCUGUCUCAUAUACACACACACACGCUCUAACUCACUCUCUCACGUGCCCUUAUGCUGACAUGUUCAUCAGAGACAGUUAGUUUUCAUAAGGUCCCGGUCGGGCUUGCAUUACCUGGAAAUGUUGAUGCAGUGAGCCAUGUGAACUUGGAACUGGAAACAGAUGUUGAACUCUGUAGCUAAGUCACUUUGGCUGCCGCGGCCCUAUAGACUCUUACCUAUGGGAUUAUCGGUUGUGUGUGCGUGUGUCUGCGCAUAUGUGUGUCUGUUUGAUCCUGGAUGACACAGCCAGGAUCUGGAUUAAUUGUGUUUCACAGAAACCAAAGGAUUUUCGAGCUGUUUGUACACUGUUCCCACCAAAUCUGUUCUGAUUUGUCCUUUGUUGUGCUGCUUGUCUUGGCCGUAAUCCUCGACAUGAAACUUGGUUAACACUUGAUUGAUUGGAUAAUUUUGCUUGUGUCAGUUACUAUUCUAAUGCAGCUCUACUCUGCUGAAAAACAGGUGCUACUCUGUUUAUUAUUGUUAUUUUCACAGUGUAUAUAUAUCAGUGAAGAAAUCGAACCCAGAGUACAACAUAAAACCCCCAGUGAGCGAUGUGGAUCCUUCGAGAAGUGACACCAUAUUUACCAUGUUGAUGCCCCAUCUGUCCCCUGCUAUUUAAACAGAAACCUUUCUAAUCAGGCCAUCGAUGCUUUUGUAGUAUUAUUUAUGCAGACUUUGCUAUUUUUUACUGUCUUUUAUGUCUUAAAUGCAGACCCAGGUGCAUUUUGAUAUUAGGUUUGCUUUAACUGAUCACAGCCAUGAAUGCUUUUGGUUCUGCUCCAUAAAGCAGUUCAGAUGUUUAAAUCCUGUGUAGCUCCUUCUUUGUGUUCACUGUUGUAGUAUUCUUGUGAAACCAAAGUUUCGCCAAGUCAUAGGUUUGAGCAUGGACCAAAGAUGUUUUUUUUUUUUUUUUUUAUAAACUUUUAUAACAAGAAAUUAUCCCGAAGCAGACAGAUCCCCAAUUUAUAUUUGACUGUUUUCACAUUUGCUCAUUUUUCUCUACACCUGAAUAUCUUACAAUAUGAAAACCUCCUGUUGUAUCCAUACCACAUCUCAUUUUAUUAUAGUAGAUAACCAUUUAGGAAUCUUAGAACAAUAAUUGGCUUUGUAAAGAUAAUUUUUCAGUACUGUCUGCUACACAGCCCCAUGCGAUAAUCAGCUUCAAAACUGAAAUCUUUUCACCAUGGACGGCCUUGAUGAGUCAUUGCACAGUCAGCCCUGUCUCCUGCUCAGAAGCAGGUCUUUGCUUUUUUUUACAGCAGCUGCAGGCAGCUCCGAGCUACAUGUAUGAAAAGAGAAAAAAAAAAAAAAUCAAACUGCGGAUGUUGUUGCUUUGUAUUAU
Messenger RNA from Toxotes jaculatrix (banded archerfish), 4967 nucleotides. RefSeq names its product pleckstrin homology, MyTH4 and FERM domain containing H3 (gene plekhh3). Bases 517 to 2874 code for a protein of 785 amino acids. Gene Ontology annotation, biological process: signal transduction. The transcript is spliced from 13 exons. The record is from RefSeq and is a predicted model, not a curated record. Lineage: Eukaryota; Metazoa; Chordata; Actinopteri; Toxotidae. Gene Ontology annotation, cellular component: cytoskeleton.